This is a messenger RNA of Phaedon cochleariae (mustard beetle), 1152 nucleotides long. The record is from the annotation of a GenBank genome assembly. NCBI's taxonomy places the organism in Eukaryota, Metazoa, Arthropoda, Insecta, Coleoptera, Chrysomelidae.
AUGGCGGGCGAUGAAGUACACUCUCAUGACGCUCCUAAUGAAAAAGUCGAAAAAACGUGUUUUCACUGCAAUAAGAAAGUGGAAAAUGAUUCAAAGUGCAUAAAGUGUAAAUACAGUUUCCAUCCAGCAUGUCUGAGACAAGCUGCAGCGAAAAAAAACGCAGUGUGUGCCCACGAGGUAGAUGGAAAGUUGUCUGUUCAUAAUAUGGUUUCUUCAGUUCCUACUCCUGCUAAAGAAUGCCAAGUCUGUCAAGCUAAAGAAACUGAAAUCCAGCUGCUGAACAUGCUUGUUGAAGAGCUGCGCAGUAAGAACAGGAUUUUAGAAGAAAAUUCAGGACUGCUGAAGGAAAUUGCCGAGUUGCUGAAGGGAAAUUUAGAUAAGUACGAGAACCAGAACGAAAAACAUGCUACAAAAAAAGGUAAACAGUCUACCGAUAAUCCCACUACCCAUACCACCAUAGCCAAGGUCAAUAAGAAUAGUGAAGUUAGCAACAACUCGAAAGUCUUAGUAAUAAAGACCCCUAGCACCAAGACCAGCUUAAGCGAAUUGGCUGUCACGGUUCCGAACUGUUCUGACAUGGUUCCGACCGAGGCCAAGGAGUUGAACCAAAUCAUAAGUGAAGAAGAACAUGAUUCAACCAAUAACCCCAAUAAGAAGAACAAAUUAGGAAAUACGUUGUCAAAUUUGCAACAAAACAUGAUGGACAAUGUAAUCAACUUAAACAAUGAUAUACCACAGGAUGAAAUUAUUCAAGCCUCGGGUCAAGCUGAACAAAAUGGUAACGAAUGGACAAAUGUGGUUGGAAGAAGGAAGAAAACCAUCAAAAAAAGGGACCCAAAAAGUCGUCCACCACCAAUUAUGGGUUCAAAUGAUACCACCAUGGGAAUCUCUGCUGCACAAAAGUACUCCUGGCUAUUUGUUUCUGGCUUGGAGGGAAGUACGCAAGCCCAAGAUGUGUUGAACUAUCUGAACACUAUCAACAAACAAAAUUAUGUAUGUGAAAAACUUCGAACAAAAAAUGAAAGAUAUGUGUCAUCAUUCAAAAUUGGUGUACCAGCUGCUCUCAAAGAAACCAUUAUGGAUGGGAAAAUCUGGCCCAAUGGUGUCAUCAUCAACCUUUUUAUGAAUCUCAAGAGUCUUGCCAGACAAUAA